Hippocampus zosterae (dwarf seahorse) is the source of this 13877-nucleotide messenger RNA. RefSeq names its product serine/threonine-protein kinase WNK3 (gene wnk3). Lineage: Eukaryota; Metazoa; Chordata; Actinopteri; Syngnathiformes; Syngnathidae. Gene Ontology annotation, cellular component: cytoplasm; cytosol. The transcript is spliced from 26 exons. Gene Ontology annotation, molecular function: chloride channel inhibitor activity; potassium channel inhibitor activity; protein serine/threonine kinase activity. Gene Ontology annotation, biological process: positive regulation of sodium ion transmembrane transporter activity; intracellular signal transduction; protein phosphorylation. The record is from RefSeq and is a predicted model, not a curated record. The coding region runs from base 1409 to 10201 and encodes 2930 amino acids.
GGUCUGGGGGUAGAGGAUCCUGGAACCGUCCCUGUUUAUGUGGGGAGAAUAUCAUCGGCUCGUGUGUGCGCAAUGUGGACGUUGUUUCAUUAAACUGCCAUGUCAGUAUCACGCACCAUCGGGAAUGUUUGCAAAUACUGUACAACCUGUUCUAAACUCACCGUUUCUUCAGGAACAAUGGAACAACAAGUAAACAUACCGAUUAGCUUUCUACUGCCGUUGCAGAAAGGUUUUGUUAACGGUAUGUAUUUUAUGCAGUUCUUUAUUUGCCCUUGCGCUUGAAUUAAAAUAUCUGACGAGUACAGGCACGAUUGACUGGAGGACUGAAAUGUGAUCACAUGGACGCCGUGCGCUCGAUGAUUGGUCACAAGCAAGUGGCGCUUGGCUGAUGAAGAUGAUGGUGGUGGCGAUGAUGAAGGUGAUGAUGAUGAUGAGGAGGAGGAGGAGGAUCCCUGUGGCAAGUGUUCGCCGGCGAGCAACAGCAGCAACGCUCAGUUGAGUUGACAUGAGAAACCACCUUGUCAUGAGAAGCCGCCUCGUCCGUCCAGGCCCCUUGCAGUGGACUUGUAAAGAAUAAGAAUGUCAUCAUGUGCCGUCUACAACAUGAUUGAUUGGCCUACGAGCCAAGUCGUGCAUGGCCGCUCGCGAGCAGCGGACGGGGACAGUCGUCAGGCGGCGGCGGCGGCGGCGGGCAUCGAGUGAGGGACUUAGAAAAAGCCGAGCAUUGGCGGCACACAACCGGAGUACCUGCGUUUCGAGGAGAACCGAAGCACCGCCCCUCGCCGGCCGCGGAGCUGCACAGACACCGAGGCUGUCAGCGAGGGUCGGCGGCUACUCUGGGGCAUUUUGCAUUCUUCAAACCCCGUUGUGAAAAUAUACAACAGCCGGAUUUGUCUUUUUUACAGUACUUUUCUCAACGUGUUUUUUCAAAUAUUUUUUGAUGUGUCCACGUCGGGAUGUAACGUUUCUACUUAGGAAUACCUCGCGUCUAUUUGUGCUGAAUUGGCUGGCUGUCUUUUUUUUCUUGGAAGAAAUCCACUGCCGGCCCUGACAGACACGAUGUUGCAUUCGGGCUUCAGGUGAAGACAGUCGCUGGAAGACACCAUCCCUUCCGGCAGGCUUGUGGAAAUACCCUAUUUGAGUGUCUUCAUAAGGCCUUGAAGGAGUGCUUAUUGGUGACCUCAAGUGGAUCUAGAAGAAAAUGUAGAAGAUACUUAAAAGGAAAGUCAGGACAUAAACCACUCUCCGGUGAUCUCACUGUUGAAGAAAUGUUGAACGAGAGAGGGACGAAGGUGGAUUUGGGUCACUAGUUUGAGCACAGAAAAAAAAAGUCUAGUGAGAGAGAGACGGGGACUGACAGAGGAGGAACGCUACAAAGGAGGUCUCGGCGGACUGAGGAAAAAAAAAUAUGGCUACCGACCCAGGAGAGCCCACAGGCACAGAGGACUCGUCGGAGAAACCAGAUGGACAGAUGGAAGAGGACUUUGAGCAGCAUGGUGGUGCCGACACACAGAGGGACAGGCCAAGCAGCACCCCCUCCGACAUCCUCCCAUCUCAGGCUCAGGGCUGGGGGAGGACAGGAGAAGAGCAUGGAGGGACAGGAGAAGCUCAUCAGGAGGCUGUGGUGGCCUGCCUCACGCCUGAAACCUUCUUCUCAACCUUGCCGCUUGACACAGGCCAGAAAAGUCAGAGGAGAGAGAAGCGCUUUUUCAGAAAGAGCGUGGAGCUUUGUGAGGAGGACCAUGACGUGGCUCUCGCAGAAGCUCCGCAUAGCGCGCCCAAGCUUGAUAUUCACUCCUUUGAUCCAGUCUUCAGCGGCAGUGCCCAACAGCAAGGAACCGUGUCCUGCACUGGCCUGCGCCAGGAUCCAUCCUGCCCCAGUGACCAGGAGCCUGGCAAGGAUGGCCCUCCUUCUUCGCCCACCCCAAAAGGGAAAGAGAGGGAGCGCGAGCAGGAGGAGGAGGCGGAGAUGAAAGCUGUGGCCACGUCUCCUGGAGGCAGGUUCCUCAAGUUUGAUAUUGAGCUGGGAAGAGGAGCUUUCAAGACCGUCUACAAAGGCCUCGACACUGAAACCUGGGUGGAGGUGGCUUGGUGUGAACUUCAGGACCGCAAGCUGACCAAGGCGGAGCAGCAGCGCUUCAAGGAAGAAGCGGAAAUGUUGAAGGGGCUCCAGCAUCCCAACAUUGUGCGCUUCUACGACUCGUGGGAGUCUGUACUCCGUGGCAAGAAGUGCAUCGUCCUCGUCACUGAACUCAUGACCUCGGGAACACUCAAAACGUACCUUAAGCGUUUUAAGGUGAUGAAGCCCAAGGUGCUGAGGAGCUGGUGUCGGCAAAUCCUGAAGGGUCUUCAUUUCCUGCACACCAGAACCCCUCCCAUUGUGCACAGGGAUCUCAAAUGUGACAACAUCUUCAUCACGGGCCCCACUGGUUCCGUAAAAAUAGGCGAUCUGGGGCUUGCAACCCUCAUGAGGACUUCGUUUGCCAAAAGUGUCAUCGGAACCCCCGAGUUCAUGGCUCCAGAGAUGUAUGAGGAGCAUUACGACGAGUCUGUGGAUGUCUACGCCUUUGGAAUGUGCAUGCUGGAGAUGGCAACUUCAGAAUACCCUUACUCCGAGUGCCAAAAUGCCGCUCAGAUUUAUCGCAAAGUUACAAGCGGUAUAAAACCAGCCAGCUUUGAUAAAGUGAAUGACCCCGAGAUAAAAGAGAUUAUUGAAGGGUGUAUUCGUCAGAAUAAAAGCCAGCGGCUGUCCAUUCGAGACUUGCUGAACCACGCGUUCUUCGGUGAAGACACGGGGGUCCGCGUGGAAUUGGCAGAGGAAGACAAUGGCACCCAGGACUGUUUGGCUCUACGGAUUUGGGUUGAUGAGCCCAAAAAACUGAAGGGGAAACACAAAGAUAACGAGGCCAUCGAGUUUAGCUAUGACCUGGAGAAUGACAGUGCUGAGGAAGUGGCUCUUGAGAUGGUAAAGUCAGGCUUCUUCCAUGAGAGUGAUGCCAAGGUGGUGGGCAAAUCAAUUCGCGACAGAGUCAAUCUGAUCAAGAAGUCACGGGAGAGACGGCAGCAACAGCUGCUCCAGCAACAGCAGCAGGGAUUUGAAGAAAGACGCGACUCCACUCUAACUUCCCACCCUUUGCCCCAUUCAUCCAGCCCAUCAUUAAUGGGGGGCAGAACAGCUGGAGGAGGUGGGCAGGAAUCUGACAACCUGCCUGAACUGGACCAGCAUGUUGUCAGAGGGGCAACGCUAUGCCUGCCAGGGGAAAGUCUCGGGUCUGCCAGCUGUGAGUCAUAUGCUAGCGGACAGAGCCAGUCACACUCUCAGUUGGGGAAAUCAUUAGCUCCCUCGCAGACUUCUCAGCCCAUCGCUACUUCUUGUACCGCCGUACUGGCUAAUCCACAGAGGCUCCCAGUUGGUGAGAGUGGAGCUGUUCCAAGCUUGCCAGGUGGCCAGAGUGUCACUUUGUCCAGCAUCGCUCAAAGCAGAGGCCCGCCUGUUGCUCAGAACUUCCUCCAGCCCACUGCCGUGGUUCAACAGUCACAAUCAUUUCCAUCAGAUGUGUUUCAAACAGCCACCCCCCCAGCAUCGCUGGCCCCCUCCCAAUCGUACAUCAGCUCUGUUUCCCCACAAGUUCUCACUUCAUCCAUGUCACUCAGCGAUCCUGCUGGGCUUGUGGUGACUAUUGUUCCCCUCACACAGCAGCCCCGGCCCGAGGCCCCUCCCAUGCAGCUCACUGACAUUGUUCAGCAGCCAGCACCACAGCAAACACAACCUCUACAGACCAUCGUUCAGCCGCAGCACCGUGGUCUCGGUGACCAGAAGUCCAGUCUUCAGCAGCAGCAAAUGGAGAGCCAGCUUGCUCUGCCAGAGCAACACUUGAGCACCACUCAGCCUUCAGUAGGACAUCUUCAACAGAGCCUUCCAGCUGUAGCGGUCCGGAAACAUCAACAUGAGCCUGAGCAGCAGAUCUGUGUACAGCAGAGCCUCCCCCCGGCUCCACAGGACCAAGCGGCAAGAGUAGGUAUGGUGCAACAAGCUUUGUCGUUGCCACCACCGGGAGAACAUUCUCAACCAGUGAAGGACCCUUGUGAGCAGAUCACCACCAUCCAACCGCAGCAACAGCAAGCCUCGCGAGAAGUACAACCGCAGCAGCGAGUUUUCCGGCUGGAGCAACAUCAGAAUUUUAUCCUACUCGAUCAGCAACAAGCUCAAUUAAAGCAGCAGCAACUGGACCAGCAGACCCUUGUACGCAAGCACUUAUUGGAUCAGCAACAAGCUACUCUUCAACAGCAGCAUCAAGCCAUGCCGCAGCAAGCACAUUCACAACACCAUUUAGGGCAACAGCAGCCCGAACUGUUGUAUCAACAAAUGGAAAGAAUACACGAGGAGCCACCGAAGCAACAGCAGCCCCAGCCGACUCAACAAGAAGAACAACAACAAGAAGUUCUCUUACAACAGCAUCUCCAGCAGCAGCUCGUCUUACAGCAGCAGCAACAGAAGACUCAGCUGAUGCCGCAACAAAUCCAGCAACAAGCUCUUCUGCAGCAGCGGCAAGAGAUUCUGCUUCAACAACAUCAAACAGAGAGACCUCAACAAAAGACCCCAUUUCAACAACAGUUUCAAGAGCAGCAACAGCGCCAAGCUGCCGUCGUUCAAUUUAAGCAAACAGAAAAACAAGAGGCGGUCUCUUCUCUUCAAAGCAGCGGUGAGCAGCACAUACAACAGAAAGAGCCUGAAAUGCUUCAGCUCUGCGCCCCUCAACCAAACAGCACUCAGUUUGUAGCUCAUAACCCGCUCACGGGCGAACAAGCUGCACUGAUAAUGCAGCAGCAAUCGUAUUCUACUCCACUCGCAAGAGAAUCUCAUAUCCCACUCGGACUUCCACCUAACGCUGAAAUGAUUCAGCAACACACUCGUCUUGGUUACCCAGUCGUCCCAGCUCAGGCGCUCCCCCAGCAAGGACAAAGUCAAAGUCAUGGCCACAAUGUUCCGCUCCAAUAUGGAAGCCAGUCGACCACGCAGGCAGCUCAGCUCAUGAUUGACUCCCGUGUUGUUCCUGUAGUUGUAACCACCCAAGGACAGGCACAAAUUGUUAUCCAAGCCCAGAAAGUUGUAAGCGCUUAUACUGAGCCAACACCUUCUACUACAACCCAAAUGUCUGCUCAGUCAGUCAUUCCGGGUCAGCCUUUGCAGCCAGCAGUCUAUCAGUCCCAACCAUCGCACUGCCAGAACUCUUCUGCUGACGUUCAGAUCAUGGGCCAGCAAAGCCAAACUGCUGUCAAGCUUCCAGCAACAACAAUUCCUGCUCAGAUACCGCAGGAGACUCUUCUUCAUCCCGAUAUUCAAAUGCCAGACAUGCUUCAGUCUCAGCUUCGGCAACAAAAUCCAAGCCAGGCGCUUCUCCAGGCCCAAAGUCACAUUCCGGCUAGCCCUCUGACCACUCAGUCCGGCCCGCCGAAUGACUACCGAUCCCGGUCGCUUAGACAUGAUGUCAUAGAUGUGACACGGCAGCCAAUGCUGCAGUAUCAGCCGGUGGCAAGGUCUGCUGGAGCCAACACAGCCAGUCUCAGUUCUUGGGGAGAGCCUGCAUGCAUUGUUACCACUGCAGUCGAUAUUCCAGUGGUCCUGGACCAGCAGCAGCCGUUAGGAAGCACCGCAAAUUCAACAGAAAUUCAGCCAAGCUCCCAGCCACAGCAGCUUCAGACAUUUUCUCAAGAUCAGCAAUCAGCACCUCCUUCCCUAAUCCAGUUGCCAGUUGAACCCAUCCUGGCUCCGAGCCAGCCAAAAUGUCCGCUUAGUCAGGCCGCGAUUAGGGAUGAGGCGGAGCUGCCGGCACAACGUCAGCCCGCUCCACAUCCCGACGCACAGCGAGCCCCCUGGAAUGCGGCGCAUCAUCAUUCCCACAUUACCAACCUCCCGUCCUCGCACAGGAGCGCAACGACAGGCGUCGGAUCUUCCUCCCAGCUCCAGUCAACGCACACGCUGCCUGCACUCACUCUCGCACAUAACAGCAUUCAGCCCCAGUCCCAGACAUGCAUUCAAAAGCAGGCUCAUUGUCACCCGCAAGCACCAGCUGCCGAAGCGCCUCUUCUUCUCCAUGCUGUCUUCCCCGUACAUCACAUAGUCCUGAGCCCCUCUCACCUAACGCCUCCCCCGCCAUCACUACCAUCCCGCCAUCCUCCUCCUGCCACCCCUGCGCCAGGGCUGCCGUCGCCACCAGCGGCCCAGCUCACCUUACCGGGGCAAGGAAACUUUGGACCUGCCACUGAUAUAGACUCACUUAAUUGUCAUGACCCCAAACUACCCCAAGCCUCGCUGCAAGACUGUGACAUUUCCCUGCUCGGCAUUUCUCAGGAUUGUCUACCCCUGUCAAAUACAGACCGCCCUUCCUCAACUGGGUCUGUGCCAACGAGUGGAGAAGAAGCUCCUUUGCUCUUGGCCAAUGGCAAAUUAGAAAAAGUAAAGGGCCAGAGGAGAGCGUCUUCUCUGAGACCUGAGAAGGUUUCACAUCAGUUUCAACUGAGUAUGCUUCAGGUGUCAGGCAGUGGCGACAACAUGGUGGAGUGCCAGUUGGAGACCCAUAGUAACAAAAUGGUGACGUUUAAAUUUGAUUUGGAGGGCGAUGCACCAGAGGACAUUGCAGAUUAUAUGGUGGAGGAAGUCUUUGUCCUCGAUGUGGAAAAGGAGAAGUUUGUUGAAGAGCUCAGAGCCAUAGUUGCAAAAGCACAGGAAAUACUUCAAACCCAUUCACUUACAGGGUCAACCGAUCAGUUACAAGUCAGCACGCCCACGAGCUCUAAGUCCGACUCCGUACCGCACUCGUCUCCGGUGGGACGCUGGCGUUUCUUUAUCAACCAGACCAUUCGCCACAGAGACUCUCUCUCUAGCCAGGGGGCUGCCAUGACACCUCCCACUGCACUGCCAGCCCCGAAAACAGAUACAGAAAAAGAAAUCUCCCAGAGUCUGGAAUCCUUCAGUGGAGUGUCCUCUACUGGCUUCGCCCCCUCUGCCACUACUGCACCCACUUUGCAUGCCACUGCACCUGAAAGCAUUCUUGAAGCCUCUGGCCCUCAGACUAUUUCAGGUGGUGCCAAGCUGCAAGUUGUUACCGCAACUUGUGGCCACCAAAUGCUCAGUUUGCCCAUUUCUACGGCAGUGUCUCCUACCAGCAACCUUAGCUCCAUCCCCGCUGCUGUCGCCGUACCUUCCAAGCCCAUCAACGCUGGAGCUGAUGGCGCAGUCAGCCUAGCUGACUUAGAGCAGCUGCAGCACAACCUCUCCCAAGCAGGCCAAUCAGCUGCACAGCAGCAGGUUCCAGUUGCCCAGCAGCAGUUGCAUCUUGAGCAACACUUGCAGGCAGCACCGCACCAACAACAACUGCAGCAGACGCAGGGAGUAUACCAAGAACAAAUUCAGGUACGGCAGCAACAGGAGUUUGUGCAGCAGCAGCAGCAGCAACAAACACCGCAGAUGACGCCGCAUGCGCUGCUUGAGUAUCAGCAACAGCAGCAGGCUAUGCCUCAACAUCAGUCCCACACGGAUCAUCGGCAGCAACAACUAAACACACUGCAGACGGUGUACACACCAGAGCAGCAACAACAUCAGCAGCUCGUUUGUAGUCAAACGUCCCAAGUCUCAGCUGACCUGCCAACACAGCGUUGCCAGACGCAAAAGGCAGAGCGAGAGGACGUGUCGAGCACCGCCGACACGAUUCCUAAACAACACCCGCUCCCCAAACAAUCCUCUGUACAGCAGUCCGAGUCAGAAGUGUCCACGGGAGACAUGAGCUUCACAGACGACCCGAUGCCAUGGCAUCCUUCUUCGGACUCAUCUUUGCCACCUCUUCAUUUGGGAGCGACCGAAGCCUCCUUCAUACCUCUGUCCCUCACACUCACCCCUUCCCCUGCGCAGCCUUCCUCGGUGGCCGAGUCGGACAGCGAAGGUCCCCCCAAAAUAGAAUUUGGAGACAAUCGUAUGAGGACGCUGGAUGAAAAGCUGAGAAAUUUGUUGUAUCAGGAGCACUGCGUCAGCGGUGCGUCUCCAGCCGGUGGGGCUGCAUCUGCACUGACGUCAACAUCGGCGGCCUCCACAUCUGCAGGUGGCGAUGAGUCUUCGGAGCCACAGGCGUUGUGCCUCCCACCCCCUACUUCUGUCUCAGAUGCAUCUCCACACUCCACGUCCUCCACCACCUCCUCCUCCUCCUCCUCCUCCUCCACCUCCUCAACCACCACCACUCCUGACCCUGAAAGCUGUGAAGGACCACGGGGAGGCUCUUCAGAAGUUCCUCAUUCAGCCAAGCAAGGCCUGAUGGAGUUGCAGCUUUUCCCAUCUCAUUCUUUCACCGACUCGACCGCCACCACCGGCACCACACCCUCUGCAGCUUUUCUCCCCGCCAAACAGGAUGUCCCUGCUGAGCCACAGAAUCCUCCUGUACCAGGAGAACCAACUAUCCUAGCUAUAGCUCCCCACUCUGACAGCAGCACCACUGAAGAACCAUUGCGGGCCCACCGCCAGCAGAUCCCCCUCCGGAAUGGAGCGCAGCAGCAUAAUGCAGGAGGUGGAUAUUUUGGCCUAAACCUGACAUGUCCUAGUAUCAGAAAUCCGGUUUCUAGCAAGAAAUCCUGGACUCGCAAAUUCAAAAACUGGGCAUGCAAAUUGCGCCAUUCCGCCAGCUUGUUCAAGAAGCCCAGAUUCCAGCAAGUCUCAUUAUCAGACGGCCGGUCGGCUGGUCAGUCGUUCAAAGAAAUGAGGGAGGUGACCCCGCAUCCAACUCAGUCACGCAAAGGACGAUUCCAUGUGACCCCUGUGCCUCAGUCCUCCCCGCCCAAGAAUGCGUCAUCAGGCUGCGGCAGCACUCACAGAAAAGUGGGCCGCUUCUCCGUGACAAAGGCCGAGACGCAGGAUGAGCAGACGGACGGCUCCCCGGUGGCUCCUGUUCUGCUCCGGGAAAGGAGGAGAUCUCGUGCAAAGGAGGCCGACAAAGAGAGGACACAAGCAAUGGCCCAUCUUUCGAGAGGGCACGGGCAUAGCCGCUCCCCCGUAGAUAGCAGCGAUGAUGAUGACGACAAUGCGAGUGAGUUGGAGGAUGACGACCUGAGAAGAGAACUUCACAAGCUGAGAGAGAAGCACAUCAAAGAAGUGGUGUCGCUUCAGGCCCAGCAGAACCGAGAGUUGCAAGAGCUGUACAGACAGCUUCGUUCCCAAAAAGACCAAAGGCAAAGUCUUCCUGCUUGCUUGUCUCGGAGCCCCGCCCUUCCCACAGCGCUCCCACCCAUCUCCCCUCGGCGACCCAGGCCAGCCAAAAUCAAACUGCGGCCGCGACCUCACUCUCACAUGGAUAACAACGGAGUCACACAUGCUGCAUUCCAGCAGUCAAGCAGUUUUUCAAGUACGGAGCAGAGUGGAGGACCUCCUCAUUGCAGCUCCAAGGAUCGUUCCUCAUUGCCUGUCAAAAGAGAUCAAAGCCCUGCCAGGAAGAGCACCUUCACUGAUGAAUUGCACAAGUUGCUUGACAAUUGGACAAAGGAGGCAGUGGGCCAGAACAUGCCCAAGCCUUCUCUCAAUCAGAUCAAGCACAUUCAGCAGGUGAAAGAGUUGGGAAGCUGGACCCAACCAAAUGAGGUGGCUUCACAGGGUUGGUUUCCAUUGGUCCCACUGAAGCCACAGGUACCCCUGGCCGCUGCCAACGUGCCUGUGUCAGCCCUUCCCCAGAACACGGCAGGGGGGGGGCUUCCGAACCCCCCCGGGUCUCCACCACAAGUGCAAAUGGCCCAAGUACCACAAAUGCAGCCCAGUUUACACCUCCAGCAGCAGAUGACAUUUCAGCAGUCUCCGCUGGGCCAGCAUGUAAAUCAUCAGCCCCGACCGCAAACCCCAAUCCGGCCACAAGCCCCCAUACGGUCGCAGUCUCUAGCGCACACGCCGGCUGUCGUCCAGCUGCCCGGCUCAUCACAUCAAACCCAACCGCUGCUGCCUUCCCGCGCCGCCGCCUCUCCGACGGUCGUGUCCUCGCCGCCUGACGACACUCCCUCUGCGCUCGCGGACAGCAGCGUUGUCGGUGGGGGGGCAUUGGGCACUUGUUCCUCCUCAUCCUCAACUUGCUGCUCCUCCUCCUCCUGUCUGAAAGCUGCUGUACCUUCCAGUGCCAAAAAGAAUCACCCUACAGACACCCCUGCCUCCACGCUUUCUCUGGAACAGGAAUGAAACCAAGGUUGGUAUAUUUGUGAAAAAAAAGGCACCAGAAAAGCAAUAACUGAGUUGCAGCAGGAUGUAGCACAGAUCCAUUUGGAGUAUUCGGCUGGAUUUACACUACAGUAUUCUUCUGCUAUCCGCAGAUGAUGGGGAGUGAGCCCAUGUCGCAAAUACCAGGGGAAAAAGGGAGGACCUGACCCACCCCUUUAAAAAUAUUUAAGAAUUGCCUUCAUCAAUCCCUCUAAAUAACUGUAUACUUACAUACUCAGAAAUAUGCCCCCUAAAACACUUGUGUAUAAUUUUAAACUCAUUUUACAAGACUAGACAGGAAAUCGACAGGUCGAUACAGAGCAGGAAACUCCUGCUGAAACAUAGACCAUUAAAUAGGGUGAAAAUAUGCUCCCUUUGAAAAAUAAAAACAUCUUAAUUGCCACCGGCAACCUGUUGAGGUUAUCUUCAUUCAAACCAGUGGGUGCAAGAAUCAGUUCAGGCCAACUAAAUAUGAUGUAAUAUUUAUUUUUUGUGUUACUUGAAUUUAUUCUUGUGGACCUGUUGGUUGUUGCUGCCCAGGUUAUAUUUUCAAAAUCUGACAUUGGCGCUAAUCCCUAAAUGGGCGCUCGGCUCUGCAUUGUAAAUCCAGUCUUAGGUGGACUUACACACGAGGGGGUUUUAACCACAUCGGAGAGUGACGCAAUGGAGUGUGAAUGUGAGAUCUGAGAGGUUCCAGUAUGGUCAGAUUGAAGGUGACAUUGAGCGCAUCACCUGAGCUUUGUCAAUAGUCAGACGCAUGGGUCUCGUUUUUCACAUGUUUGUGUGGCAGAGAAUUUGCGACGCAUGCCCGACAAACAUUUACUUAUCCAAACGUCACCAAUGCUUGCAGUGAAAGGACUAUCAAUUUUAAAAGUGCAAUUAGUAAUGAUCAUGGAAAUUGAUCAGCAUGUGUUGUCCUGAUUUGUCUGUAUGUCGUAAAAUAUUUUUGUAAAAGUCAAGUGAUGAAACUUUUCAAACCGUCGGCUUCAAGCACAAAUUGCUUCAGUGGACCAUAAAACCAAACCAACAAACAAAAAAAGUUAGCAGCUUCCAGAAUAGCCUUUUUUUCCAGUUGUGCAACUCAGAUUGACCAAAAGCAACAAUGAAGAAUUUCUGCUGUGUGGCUCAUCAAUCCCAGCGCUAAACUCCAAUUUGUGUAUUUUCAGACUAAAAGUCCCUCUGAAGUCACCUUUUUUUGGUAAUAUUUUACUUUUUACUUCAUCCAUUUCUUGCCGGUUGGUGCACUAAAAGAACGUCAACACGAUUAGAGAACAGGGAUUUGGGGUGACAGUCUGAGCUCUGAGGAUAAUAAUAAAUCAAAACAAUUUGCACCUGAGUAUAAGUCACAGUUCCAGCUAAAUUAUAAAAAAAAAAGUAUGACGAGUCUAAAAAAUAGGGUAAUUACAUGUGUGUGACAUCUUGGCUUGGUUUUAUCAAUUUUGGAAAGCGUCAUGAGACUGCACCUGUCACAACAUAUUGUCACUGUCUGGUGGAAUCGGCACAACUCCAAAUUCACCACUUUAAGGAAAUCCCCCCCCCCCCAAAAAGAAAAAUCACAACUCCUAUCCAGUCAUGUUCCCGUUCAGUAUGACUCCCACUCCCAUACCACUUUCAUUUUUUAGGUCAGCUACAUUUAAAAAAAAAAAUGUAUGUGACUCAUUUAUUGAACCAUUUGUUACCUCCUUUUUCCUCACUAUUUCGUGCAUUUCUCUAUUUGUUCCUACUGUAUAAUUUGGGUCCCGUCUGCUCCCGUGAACUUUUUAUUUUGUACUGUCCCAAUCUCGUGAUUCGAGGUAAAGUUGAGUCCCAUUCCACAGGAAUUCCCGAGAAAAUGUGACAAUUGUCUAGUGGUCUGCUCAAUGAACAGAUAUUAUAUGUACCUGGACAAUAAUUAAUUUAUCAAAUUAAUUAUAGACAAAAUAUGAACCUUUUACUGCUGCAAUUGGCAUACAUACUUUAUGUGAAGUAUGUAUCCUUUUAAUAAUGCCUAAAAAUAAUGGGACUUAUCAGAUUCCACACGACAGCGAUGAUAUGUUGAUUUGGUGCUGCAAGUUUGGCAUCUCAUGAUUAAAACUGAGUUGCACCCUGCUAAAUGAUGCAUUUAAAAAUUGUUUUCGAGUGCGGCUAACCGCAAUUUGAGGAGCGGCUCUCGGUGUGAAGCAUGGCAAUGCACACAACCACAAAGAUAAACAAUGCAUAAAGCUCUACCAUUGCCAUGACUGAUCUAUUCAGAACCAUUCAUUCCAGAGUCGCAAAACCUUUAUUUGCUGUACUGGCAAUGUUUUUCAGGUAGCGUAUUAGCAUUGUGAGUCAUCACAGGUAUCGCAUUCAAUCAACCGCUAACGUCAUGUCAAUACAACAUAAACACACACAUCAAACACUCGACCCUGUGAUCAGAAAUGACCAACAUAUGGCAGCUAAUGUGUGAGAAACAUUUUCGUUUCAUCGGGGAAUUGCUCAAUAAAAACGGUGCAAGCCUCUGCAAUUGGACAUCUAAUGUGACUGCCCCAAGGCACAAUCAGCUGCUGGUGAAAUUCAUCGGCUUGGUAAAGCAAACCCACAGCAGAAAUGUUUCCUUCCACAUUAGCCGUCACAUAUCAUCAAAUAUUGUGGUGAUGUGCUUUGGAGUAAAGUGCAAACCGUGAAGCAACUGCCAAGUUAUUGUGACCUGGCAGCUCGUUUAGAUUAGCCCAUUUUGCCUUUUGCAUUUUUCAGUGUGUAAGUCGUGUUUCUCCUUUUGACUCGCAUGGAAUCAUUCAUGCGCUCAAAUGAGCCUCUCCAGGAUGACUCAACCAACUUUAUUUUCUUCUUUUUUAAUGUUAAUUGGUGUAGUUGACCGCAAACUGUCAUAAAAUAAUGUGUGGGCAAUUCAUGUGUUGAAUACACACUGCCAAAGGUUCAUGAUGAAAGACAACCCAGCCCUCGAUGUUAUGCACUCAUGUUCUGUGCAUCAGUCUGCAAGCAGAUGCAUUACACUGGACUGGUUUAGCAGCAUACUUAGCCGUGCAGGAUGAAACGUUGCGUUGUUUCUGGACUUCAUUCAGAAGAUCAAACAUUGAGAAGAUCAAAUAGUUGGGUUACUUUGGGCAUCGUUUAGAAUUGACCGGUGAUUUUCUGGAUCCUUCGCAGUCAUGUCUGAUACUAACUUGAAUACCACAAGCUUGAUUGUCACAUUGCACAAUGUGGAGCUGGCUUUGUGUUCCCAAAAUCUAAAAAAAAUAAAUAAAUAAAAUAUUUAAAAAAAGAGAAAGAGAAAAAUAUUAUUUUUGUAUUUUUUAAUGGAAACGCUUCAUUAGAAUAUUGUGAUCUUAACAAAUCAAAACGCUGGUUCUCAUAUGUGUUCCAUGGGACUCACCCUGUUAUUGUUGUUGUUGUUUUUUAAAUACAUCUUUCUGUCCUGAAACAGAAAAUAUUUGCCUAGUCGAACUUAAUUCCUCACACAAACAUCACACCUCUUGACUUCACUCUCCGAUUGGAUGCCAUCAAAGUCAAGUGAGUCCCGUUCAUGCAUGACUGAGAACCAACGAUGAAGAAACACAUUUGGGAAAUCCUAAAAAGUAUGUUGCUAGUGAUUUGCCCUCUGUACAUUGUAACACAAUCAGCUUUUGCUUUUAUUUAUCUUUUGUAACUAAUACAAAUAAAUGAUGUCCAACAUCCA